GGCCGCGGCCGCGCCUGCGCACGGGCGACGGGACGCGACGAUGGCGGCUGCAGCGGUGGCGGCCCCCGAGCCCCUGGGCGAGUGCGGCUGCAAAGGCAUCCGGACCUGCCUGGUCUGCGAGCGGCAGCGCGGGGAGGACGCAUCCUGGAGGCCCGGCCCGCUGAAGACUCACCGUUUCAGUUACUGCCCUGACACCGGCUGGGCCAUGGGGACUGAGGAUUCCGACUUCGAGGGCUGGGCCUUCCCUUUCCCGGGGGUAACACUACUCGAGGACUUCGUGACCCGCGAGGAGGAGGCUGAGCUGGUGCAGCUCAUGGACCGAGACCCCUGGAAGCUCUCUCAGUCGGGGCGGAGGAAGCAGGACUACGGACCCAAAGUCAACUUCCGGAAGCAGAGGCUGAAGCUGGGCGGCUUUUGCGGGCUGCCUCCAUCCAGUCGGGAGCUGGUGCGCAGGAUGGGCAUGUACCCAGGGCUGGAGGACUUCCAGCCGGUGGAGCAGUGCAACCUGGACUACCGGCCCGAGCGCGGUGCGGCCAUCGACCCCCACCUGGAUGACGCCUGGCUGUGGGGGGAGCGGCUAGUCAGCCUCAGCCUGCUGGCGCCCACCGCGCUGUCCUUGUCGAGAGAGAGCCCGGGCAGCCUGCUGCUCAGCCUGGCCCCGUCCGGCCUGCCCAUGGGCCUGGGCGCGGUGGCCACAUGCCGCUCGGUGUCCUGUCUCGAAGUGGAGGUGGCGGUGGCCCUGCCCCGCCGCUCUCUGCUCGUGCUCCGUGGGCCUGCGCGCCACCAGUGGCAGCACGCUAUCCACCGCGGGGACGUGCGUGCCCGGCGCGUGGGCACCACCUUCCGCGAGCUGGCAGCCGAGUUCAGGCCUGGUGGGAAGCAGCAGGACCUGGGCCGAGAGCUGCUGCAGGUGGCUCUGUCCUUCCAGGGAACCCCUGUGUGAGCCCCCUGGGAGCUGGCUGUGAUAGGGUACCCUCAGUCACGUGCCCUAAGCCCUCGCUGGAGUUGUACUCUGAGGGCAGUGGGCUAAUCUGAUUUUUUUUUUCUUUGUCAUCACCAAGGCCUUACUGCAGGCCCUACUUUUUGAGCUAAAGAGACAGAGACAGACAGGGGGAGACACACCACAGUGGCGAAGCUUCUUCGAGGUUGCUGGGGGCCUGAGUCGAACCCGGGUCGUGUGCAUGGCAGAGCAGAGCACCGCCUGGGUGAGCUAUCGCACCGGCCCGUGCGGUGCCCUGAUCUGAUUUGAACUUGACAUGGCUGGUGCUGCUUAGAAUCACGCAGGCUUCAUGUACCCUAGCCCAGGGUUGAGGUUCCCUGACAGGCCACCACCCCUAGGCAGCCCACUGGGUGCAGCUGCAUUGUGGAAGGUGGGAUAUGAUGGCUGUUCAGGCUCCACCUGCCUCAUGCUUGGUGCCCUGCGGACAGGGACACCUGAGAGCCCCCUCCCACACUAUUAAAAUAUAGGAAACUGGGGAGUCGGGUGGUAGCAUAGAGGAUUAAACGCACGUGGUGCAAAGCCCAAGGACCGGCGCAAGGAUCCCCGUUGGAGUCCCUGGCUCCCCACCUGCAGGGGAGUCACUUCACAGGUGAUGAAGCAGGUCUGCAGGUGUCUUGUCUUUCUCUCUCCCCCUCUCUGUCUUCCCCUCUCCAUUUCUCUGUCCUAUCCAACAACGACAUCAAUAAGAAUAACUACAACAAUAAAAUAAGGGCGACCAAAAGAGAAUAUUAAAAAAAAUGUAGGAAACUGACUCAAGUCUCAGAGUAGUGCCCGUGCUCCAUUUCAAAAGGAAAUCAUGUGGUCCGGGAGGUGGCACAGUGGUAAAGCUUUGGACUCUCAAGCAUGAGGUCCUGAGUUCGAUCCCCGGCAGCAGAUGAACCAGUGAUGUCUGGUUUUUUCUAUCUUAUAAAUAAAUUUAAAAUAUCUUU
This is a messenger RNA of Erinaceus europaeus (western European hedgehog), 1929 nucleotides long. RefSeq names its product alkB homolog 4, lysine demethylase (gene ALKBH4). Gene Ontology annotation, molecular function: actin binding; demethylase activity; oxidoreductase activity. Lineage: Eukaryota; Metazoa; Chordata; Mammalia; Eulipotyphla; Erinaceidae. The record is from RefSeq and is a predicted model, not a curated record. The transcript has 3 exons. Bases 41 to 943 code for a protein of 300 amino acids. Gene Ontology annotation, biological process: actomyosin structure organization; oxidative demethylation; protein demethylation. Gene Ontology annotation, cellular component: midbody; contractile ring.